UCUAUGUUAACUCUCGCUUAAUCUCUAAUUGACGCUUUUUCUUGUCUAUUUCCUAUAUACACGUAUGUAUGUACAUAUGUAUGCCUCAAUAUUAUUAACAAAAACAAAAAUGACAAGAAAGUGUACCGAGCAGUUACCGAGGAUAGAUCUAACAGAUCCCGCCGCGCGCAGUGAUACAUGGCAAUACUGGCAAUAGCAAUAGUGGCAAUACAUGGUAUUUGACAGCUGUAACGUUUAUCGGAGCGUGCCAGCACGAAAGCAUCGCGUUUCUCCGCCGCGGUUUAAAUGUGAGUUAAUUUAAAGCGGCACGAGAAACGAUUGAAAAAUGUCUAGCGUGGACUGGGAAGAAGUCAAGCGAUUGGCAGCUGAUUUUCAGAAGGCACAGCUCAGUUCGACCUUGCAAAAACUCUCUGAGCGAAAUUGUAUAGAGAUUAUAACAACAUUGGUAGAAAACAAGCUUCUGGACAUAAUAUUUACCAAUGAUGGCAAAGAAUAUGUUACACCUCAGCAUCUUGGGAAGGAAAUCAAAGACGAGCUAUAUAUUCACGGUGGAAAAAUUAGUUUAGUCGACUUGGCGCAAAUUCUUAAUGUUAAUCUGUCGCAAAUAACUAAAACAGUAACAGAGAUCGAGAAGCACAAUAAAGGGCUGAAAGUGAUAUUGGGACAGCUUAUAGAUAAGAGUUAUAUUAGUAAAAUUGCGGAAGAGAUAAACGAUAAACUUGUACAACACGGCUGUAUUAAUGUGGCAGAGUUAACGCUCACUUACAAUCUACCAUCUGAUUUUUUACUAUCAGUCGUCGAAAAGGAACUCGGAAAGAUAAUACAUGCUAAACAAGACUCCCAAGAUCCCAAAAUUUUUUAUACCGAAAGCUUUAUUGCUAGAAAUAAAGCAAAAGUUAAAGGCGCCCUGUCAGCCAUCACAAAGCCUACACCAUUAUCCGCAAUACUCGGGCAAUGUGGUGUACCAGAAAGAAUAUUUUUCUCAAUUCUGGAAAGUUUGCAAGAAGUAAAACAAGUACCAGGAGUUGUAACUGGGAAACAGAGUGGAAAUAGCAUUUACAUACCUACUAUAUACUCUAAGAGUCAAAACGAGUGGGUUGAAAAUUUUUACAAGCAAAAUGGAUAUUUAGAAUAUGACGCCCUUACAAGACUCGGAAUAUCAGACCCGUCAGGUUUUGUAAAACGCCAUUUUCCAAAUGAGAACAUGGUCUUUUUAAAGUCAGUGGCUGUAGGAACAGUAGUAACCGAUCAAGUCGAUGCCAAUAUCGAAGAGGUCAUUGCGACCGGAUCCUUCAUUGACUUAUAUCCCCUUUUACCAUCUGUAUUUAGCGACGAAGAUGCUGAACUUGUCAUCAAAUUAGCUACGAAGAAAAUAAGGGUCAAUGUACAUAUAUUUGCAAAGACAGUUAUUGUUUCUGAGGCAUUUUUACAAACUUUAACCAAAUCCCUUGAAACAGUAACGGAACAAAAGACUCGCGACAUAGUAGCUAGCGGAAGAUGGAUCCAAUCUAUCGCUGAAAAUAAAUUAAAACCCAAAUCUGCGGAUUUAAUCCUUGAGAGCAAAGUGAAUAAAAAGGAAGAACGAAGGAAAAAGGCAACUAUUGGUAAAGCAGGCGGCGGUAGUCAAGGCAGAGAAACCAAGACCAAGUCUACAAAGAAAAAAUAUCUUCAAGGAAAGAUGCAGGAAAAUGAUUCUGACCAAGACGAGACGAGGCAGACAACGGUCGGAAGAGGUGAGAUUAUCGUGAUAACCGUGGAAGAAGUGAAAACGGAAGUUAUGAAAGAUGAGAACAUAGCCGUUAUCGAAGAAAUGGUAGACGAAUUAGCGUGCUAUUUGCAACCAAAAUUGAACAAGUUUGCGUUAACAUUGGCAGAACAAUUGGCGCAAUCCAACAAGACUACUAAUUUAAGCGAGAUUGGCAAACGUCUGAACAUUCUAAUAACAAACAUUCGAAUUUUCGACAAGGGUAUUAAACAUUUGGACAAAGCGGAUCAAGCUCCGCUGACCAAAUACUUGCUUAAAUCUCUAGGUAUUGAUUUUGUAACAAGUAUAUUCAAAUUGGCUGCUCAACAAAAUAUGCUGCAAGUAGCGGAAAAUCUCACUACAGAGACAAGGCAAAGACUGUUGCUUGAAUUACCUGCAGAUGUUAAAGAGCCAUUAACCGUUAUACAUAAAACCGUAAUGGGAGAUUCAGUGGAAGAUUUUUUGAACAAUGCUGAUAGAGCGAUGGCAGCUUGUUGUUUAGUUUUAAAGAAGUACGAUAAAAAAAAGGAGCGACCACAGAUACAUGCUCAUAGAGAAGCUCUGUUGGAGGAGCUGAAUGCUACGCAAGAUCCUGCAUUGACAUUGCACCUAGUUACAAGCGUGCUUUUCACCGCUGUUACGCAAAACGCCUUACAUAUGUCUGGCAGACAUGUAACAACCGUUCUCGCUUUCCUUCAACAGCAACUGGAACCCAAUGCAAUGUUACUUAAAAAGUACUUUUUUCUUUCAGAUUUAGUACUUAAUUUGCUAAGUGCUUCUAAUGAAAACGCAAAAAUGGAAGCCUUUAGGUCUUUGGAGGAAGGAUUGGUGGAUAUCAAAAAUAUUGCAAACAAUUUCAAGCAACAUAUAAAAAUGGACAGGUCUUGAGAGGGAUUAUACAAACGGAUGUAUAAUACAAAUGAUGUAAUAUAGUCUAGAACCAUAUUAUUUGUUAUAUAAUGCCGAUUAAUAUUGUACUUUAUAAUAAAGCUG
Molecule: messenger RNA, 2737 nt
Organism: Trachymyrmex cornetzi
Lineage: Eukaryota; Metazoa; Arthropoda; Insecta; Hymenoptera; Formicidae
Gene: Ufl1
Product: UFM1 specific ligase 1
Biological process (GO): protein K69-linked ufmylation; response to endoplasmic reticulum stress; regulation of proteasomal ubiquitin-dependent protein catabolic process
Cellular component (GO): endoplasmic reticulum membrane
Molecular function (GO): UFM1 ligase activity
Source: RefSeq, a predicted model, not a curated record